UCGGGCGUCUCUACCGGAAGGAACGCCCGGGCCAAGAUGGCUGCCAAGCCAGGGCCCGGAAGUGCUGCCUCCCCCGGCAGCGCCGGGGCCAUGGAGCGGGUUCUUCCCAUGCUGCUGGUACGGAUCCCCGCAGAGGAGACGGCGCAGCUGGGACCGCGGGCGCAGCUGCACCGAGAGCUGGAGGCCCUGGGGAGCCUGACGGCUGCGGGCAGUCUCCGCGUGCUUUCCUUGGCGCCGGGCAGUAGGGGUGGAAGCAGCUGCUGCCUCCCAGGCCCCUUCAGGCAGUUCCUAUGGGAGGAGUCUCAGAACAGCACGUCAAGAGACAAGCCCAAACUGCUUGUUGCUAGAGAAGAUUAUGAACUGCUCUUGUAUGAAUUUGACUUGAGAGAUGGAAGAUGUGAUGCAGCCUUAUUACACAGCUGUUGUGGGAGGACCCUGCAGAAACUCUCUGAAGAUCAAGGUGUCAGUAUUGCCUUCAAGUCUUUGAGAAUUCUAUCAUUUUACAACAACACGUCAUUACUGCUCAUCAACAAAAGUCUUCUCCUACGCGUUGUGUUUCCGGCGAGAGGAUCUGGGAUUCCAGUGCUGGGCUGCCUCUCACUGCCCUUGCCUGCACAGGCAGCAGACACGAUUAUUGACGUGCAGCUCUGCAAGAGACUUCUUUUUGUUCUGAGUACAGUAGGCUGGAUCUAUAUUUUUGACACUGCGGAUGGCAUGCAUGUAGCGCGCGUGGACUUGACUCUUCUCAGAGAAGACUCUGAGCAGCCGGAGCCAGCCAGCAUCUCUUCCUUUACGUCAUUGAACGUGUCUCCGGACUUAGAUAUUUUGGUGCUUGUCAGCUCAUCCAAUACUGCAGUAGCUCUUAACCUACAUUUAUAUUUCAGGCAGCACCCAGGACACCUACUGUGUGAGGGAACACUGGAAGACCUUCCUAUUGAAGGACCCUCAGGAAUAGAUGAAGACGACCUUGUUAACUCUGUCCACAACAUGAAACUGACCAAGGUGUCCUUUCAGGCUGACAGGUCCUGGAGAGCCCAGCUGUCAUCACUGAAUGAAUCAGUGAGGAGCUCGGAACCAGAGGUUUCCUGCGGUGCUCCGUGGUUCCAGGGUGCUUUGUGUUUGGAGUCCCUGGGAUCUGGUUACCACAACCCAGUUGUGCCAAACCACGUUUCCAUUCCAUUCCAUUCCAUCCCACAUGGCCAGGGUGCUUUUCCUAAGGAGCACACCAAAACCAGUGAACCAGGAAGGCUGUGGAAGACAAUGCAGCUGAGUGGGCAAGAGCCCACAGAGCCCUCAGAGCUCAAGUGUCUAUCUGUGACGGGAUUUACUGCACUGUUUACUUGGGCAGUCAGAACGACCAGCUGCACCAUCGUCCUCUGGGACUUGGAGAGCCAGAGCAUGCAGUGCUUUUCUCUCAGCCAGAAGUGUACUCCCGUAGACAUAAGCGGAGACCAGCAGCUGUGCCUUGCUUUAACAGAUAACGGUCUGUCUCUGAUUUUGUUUGGUUUAACUCAAGAGGAGUUUUUGAACAGGCUGAUGAUCCACGGCAGCGCCAGCACUGUGGACGCCCUUUGUCACCUUAAUGGUUGGGGACGGUGCUCCAUCCCUAUCCACGCUCUAGAGGCUGGCAUAGAAAAUCGUCAGCUGGACACAGUAGAUUUCUUCUUAAAAAGCAAGGAAAAUCUUCUUACUCCGUCUUCAAAAUCUCCUGCUCCCACUCAGCAGCAGCACCUGUCACCACAUUCAUACCUAAGGCAGGUGGAAGACUUGACCCCAGCCCUGGAUUUACUCUGCUCGGCAGUUAGAGAAAGUGACUCGGAAACCCACAGCAAGCACUUCGCAGAGCAGCUGCUUCACCUCACGCUGUCUUUCCUUAACAAGCAAGUAAGGGAGCUUCUUGUUCACUCUGAAGAGCUAGAUGAGCAUUUACAGAAAGGAGUGGCCAUUUUGACCAGCUACAUCAAUGAACUUCGGACUUUUAUGAUAAAGUUUCCUUGGAAACCAGGAGAUGCCAUAGAUGAACCUGUUAUAAAUGAAGAUGUCCUCACAGUGAAGGAGGGCCAGGUUUGGGAGGAACUCAGCUUUGAGGAAGUUAUUGCUGAUGCCAUUUUAAAUAACAGAAUACCAGAGGCACAAACUUUCUUUAGGAUUACUGGUCAUUCAGCUCAACAACUCGAGGAACUGGUUAGGAUAGGCCUAGAUUUGGCCUUUGACAGUUUAAAAAACAACAACGUGGAGGAGGCCUCCAGGCUCCUGAGGAACAUGGGCUUCAGUGUGGAAGAUGAGUUGCUUAAGAUAUGCUUUUAUACAACUGAUAGAAAUAUACGGGACUUUUUGGUUGAAAUUUUAAAAGAAAAGGAAUGUUUUUCUGAGAAAGAAAGAAGAACUGUAGACUUUGUCCAUCAAGUUGAAACAUUGUAUUCAGGACACGUCCCGGAAAAUGCACAGAUGCAGACUUUCCCCAGGUAUUGGAUAAAGGAACAGGACUCUUUGAAACAGAAAUCUGUCUUGGACACAUUCCUCAAAUGUGAUAAAAAAGAUGUGUUUAACAAACAGGACCAUAGAAUUGCAUUGAAUUGGGCUCACUGGUGGGAUCUGCAAACACAGGAAUGUAUUCUUCUCCCCAGAAUGAGUCCAGAAGAAUACAAAGCACGUUCCCCAGAAGCCCUCUGGAGACACCUCACGGCUCACCAUGACUGGUCAAGCAUCAGCUUGUGGAUGGAAGAAUUCCAGGCCCAGGAAACUGUUUCACCUCAGCAGAGCAGGUGGCCCCCUCUGAGUGCUGCCACCAUUGAGCAGGGCACUUGCUGCAACAGUCACAUGAGGAACACCAUUUUAGACACACUGGCCAGAAGAGGCAUUUUUCUUGCAUCUGAGCUGGAAGACUUUGAACUCCUCCUCCUGAGGCUGAGCCGGAUUGGGGGCGUAAUGCAGGACACCCUCCCAGUGCAGCGCUACAAAUGCUCGGCAGGGUGCGACUUUCAUUCCCGCUUCAUCCUCUACUGUUUGGAGCACGGCCUGCAGCAUCUUCUCUACGUCUACCUUGACUACUACGAACUUAGUCCUGGAAAUUGUCCUUUUUUGGAAAAGAAAGAACUACAUGAAGCUCACCCUUGGCUGGAAUUUAUGGUUCAGUGUCGGCAAGUUUCCAGUAACUUGACAGAUCCCAAACUGAUCUUUCAGGCUAGCCUUGCAAAUGCUCAGAUUUUGAUUCCCACCAGUCAGGCCAGUGUGAGCAGUAUGCUGUUGGAAGGACACACCCUCUUGGCCCUUGCUACCACCAUGUAUGCUCCUGGGGGUGUCAGCCAGGUCAUCCAGAAUGAAGACAACGAGAACUGUUUGAAGAGAGUGGACCCCCAGCUACUGAAGGUGGCCUUAACACCUUACCCAAAACUCAAAGCUGCGCUCUUCCCACAGUGCACUGCUCCUAGUAUCCUGCCCUCUGAUAUUACACUCUACCACCUCAUCCAGUCCUUGCCACCCUUUGAUCCUAGCAGACUGUUCGGCUGGCAGUCUGCCAACACGCUAGCUAUAGGAGAUACGGCCAGUCAGCUCCCACACUUCUCCAGCCCUGACCUGGUGAAUAAAUAUGCUGUAGUGGAACGUCUGAAUUAUACAUACUAUUUACAUCACGGACGCCCAUCGUUUGCCUUUGGUACCUUUCUGGUUCAGGAGUUGAUCAAGAGUAAGACUCCAAAGCAACUGAUCCAGCAAGUAGGCAAGGAGGCCUAUACCCUGGGGCUCUCUUCCUUCAGCAGCCCGUCAGUAGGGAGCGCCUGUGUCUGCUUCUUAGAGUUGCUCGGCCUCAGCAGCCUCAAGCUCAGAGUUGACCUGAAAAUGGCAAAUGUAAUUUUGGGCUCCAAGCGUAGAUCUGAAGAUGCUUGCUCCAGCGCCAUCAGAGAGUCUCUGGCUGAGAAGCUGUCUAAGCUUGCUAACGACGACAGAGCGGCCACAGAAGAGCUGCUCGUCCUCUUGGAGGAAGGCGUGUGGGACAGCAUUGAGCAGCAGGGCUUUGACAGGCUGUCCAAUGAGUCCAGGAGCCAGUGGGCCUUAGUGCUACAGUUCUGCAUGCUCCACGAAAGGAAACUGAGCGUGUCCUACCUUAGAGAAUGUGCCAAAGCCAAUGAUUGGCUGCAGUUCCUGGUUCACAGCCAGCUCCAUAGCUACCUCCCAGAAGAGGUAGAAUCUCUUCUUCCAUAUUUCAGUCCUGUCCUUCAAAGCCACUUGAAGCUGGCUUCUGAGAGACUGUCGUCAGGGUCCCCCUCUGAGAGACUGUCGUCAGGGUCCCCCUCUGAGAGACUGUCGUCAGGGUCCCCCUCUGUGGGUGACAGCUGCCUCCAGGAACUCCAGACAAGCAAAGGAGAAACGAGGGAUUUCCUUGAACUUCUCCACCGGGGCUCAGCUGAGUCUGCCUCUUGGCGCUGGCUCCUGGCUGAGGCACUGGAACAUCGGGUCCCCAUCCUCAGCGUCCUGGCCUCGUGUAUCCAGGGUGCCAGUGUUGUCCCCUGUCUCUGUGUUUGGAUCGUCACCUCUGUGGAGGACAAGGUUGCAGCUGAAGCAAUGGGACACAUUCAGAUCUCUGUAGAGGACCAUCAUUGGAGCCUGGAGGACCUGUCCAUCAUCUGGAGAACUGUAUUAACAAGACGCAAGAGCCACACUCUCAUCCGAGGUUUCCAGCUCUUCAUUAAGGAUUCCCCACUUCUACUGAUUAUGGAGAUGUAUGAACAGUGUAUGUUCUUCAAGAAUUACGAGAGAGCCAAAGCUAAGCUUGUGGAGUUCCAGGAAAGCCUUGAAACGCUUGACACAGUGGCCACAAGGGUCCUUCCUACCAUACCUGCCUCGUGGAUGAAGGACCAGGUGUGUUUCCUCUUGAAACUGAUGCCACAGCAGUGUGAGACGCAGUAUGAGCUGGGGAAACUCCUCCACCUGUUUGUUGGAACUGAGCAUCUCUUCCCUGAUGGGCCAGACGUGCAGAAACUGUGUCUCCUCAGCCAAGUACUGAAGGACACACCUGUCACCAUCAGCCCUGCAGUCAUUUCCAGCUAUAGCACUGAGAAUUUUCAGCGGGAAUGUACAUCUAUUUUGGAGAAACUAAAGGCAGACGGACAGUUUGCUGUGGCCAGGAGAGUGGCAGAGUUAGCAGCGCUGCCUGUGGACAGCUUGGUGAUUGAACAGUUAACCCAGGAAAUGCGAACGCUAACACACACUCAGCAGUGGUCCCUGAAACAAGCAAGACUUGACUUCUGGAAAAAAUGCCAUGAAACUUUUAAGAAAAACUCUAUUUCAAACAGAGCAGCCUCUUCCUUCUUCUCUAGCCAAGCCCCUGUGGUGAGUGAGCGCUCUGCUGAGCAAGACGGCCUUGCGGAGCGCCAUCUGCUGCUCACGCUGGCGGGCCACUGGCUUGCCCAACAAGAGCCAGCUCCCGUGGAGGAACUGGAGGAGCUGGAGAAAGGGAUUUGGAUGUGCCGCAUCGCCCAGCACGCCUGUGGGGGCGCUGAGGAGGAAGCCAAGCCCAGCCUCUCUCAGCGAAAGGUAGCUGCUGCCGAACUUUCCUGUGAUAGCUCAGCAAGUGAGCUGUCGUUCUCCAAGCUCGCUGCCUUGAACACAUCCAGAUACUUAGACCUCAACAGUCUUCCACCCAAGAUGUGUGAGAACACACUGGAACCCAAAGAGCAGGAGUCACUGAACACUCUGAUUGGGCAGCUGCUGGACGGUGGCUGUGUGCAUGAAGCAAGCAGAGUGUGCCAGUAUUUCCGUUUCUACAGUCAGGAUCUAGUGUUGGUGCUGCACUGCAGAGCCCUGGCCUCUACAGAGGCCAGCAUGGAAGACUUGCACUCAGAGAUUCGUGCCCUCCUCUCAAGUGCCGCACUGCCUGAGGACCUGGAGAGCCCGAGUGUCCCUCUUCGGAAAGUCCAUAGCUCUUCAAGUUUGGACAGUCAGUCAUUUGCGAUGGCGCCACCCACUGACGAAGUGGCUCGCAAUCUCCACACUCUCAUAAACAAGUGCCUCCACGGGAAGAAUUAUUGCCGGCAGGUUCUCUGUCUGUAUGAACUUGCCAAGGAGUUGGGCUGUUCCUAUGAAGAUGUUGCUGCUAGGGACAGUGAAGCCAUGCUCCGAGCAAUCUUGGCUUCUCAGCGACCUGAUCGAUGCAGACAAGCCCAGGUCUUCAUCAACACCCAGGGCCUUGAACCAGACACUGUGGCUGAACUUGUGGCUGAAGAGGUGACACGGGAGCUACUGACUCCAUCAGAGGGAACAGGAGAAAAGCAACCUUUCAACCCAGCAGAGGAAAGCCAGACAUUUCUUCAGCUAACUGCUUUGUGUCAAGACCGUACAUUAGUAGGCAUGAAGUUGUUGGACAAGAUUCCCUCAGUCCCCCAUGGGGAGCUGUCCUGCACCACAGAGCUCCUGAUCCUGGCCCAUCACUGCUUUACCUUUACGUGCCACAUGGAGGGCAUCAUCAGAGUCCUACAGGCUGCCCGGAUGCUUACAGAUAACCACUUGGCUCCCAACGAGGAGUAUGGAUUAGUGGUCCGCCUCCUCACUGGCAUUGGGCGCUACAAUGAGAUGACGUACAUAUUUGACUUGCUGCAUCAAAAGCAUUAUUUCGAAGUUCUGAUGAGGAAGAAGCUAGAUCCAACUGGCACCCUGAAGACAGCCCUACUAGACUACAUCAAACGCUGCCGCCCUGGAGACAGUGAAAAGCACAACAUGAUUGCCCUGUGCUUCAGCAUGUGCCGGGAGAUAGGGGAGAAUCACGAGGCAGCAGCCUGCAUCCAACUGAAGCUGAUCGAGUCUCAGCCCUGGGAGGAAAGCCUCAAGGAUGGAGCCCAACUAAAACAGCUCCUGCUUAAAGCCCUGACUCUGAUGUUGGAUGCAGCAGAGAGUUACACCAAGGACUCCUGUGUGCGACAAGCCCUGCACUGUAACCGGCUCACCAAGUUGAUAACACUACAGAUUCACUUUCUCAACAGUGGGCAGAAUACAAUGCUUAUCAACUUGGGCCAUCAGAAGAUAAUGGACUGUAUCAUGACCCUACCUCGGUUCUACCAGGCUUCUAUUGUAGCUGAGGCCUAUGACUUUGUUCCUGAUUGGGCUGAGGUACUCUACCAACAAGUGAUUCUUAAAGGAGACUUCAGUUAUUUGGAAGAAUUUAAGCAGCAGAAGUUACUAAGACCCAAUAUAUUUGAAGAUAUUUCCAAAAAAUAUAAACAACACCAGCCUACUGACAGAGUCACAGAAAACCUGAAGAAGUUCUUUUCCUAUUGUGAAGAUAUCUACUUGUAUUACAAGUUGGCAUAUGAACACAAAUUUUUUGAAAUUGUAAAUAUGCUUCUGAAGGACCCUCAAACGGGAUGCUGCCUUAAAGAUAUGCUCGCAGGCUAGAAGAUCUGAGAGGGGCCUGCUUACUUGUUUGUACCUAUAUGGCUCUAAGGGAUGUUCAACAUAAUAAAGUAUUUGGAGAUCUUUGUCCCCA
This is a messenger RNA of Apodemus sylvaticus (European woodmouse), 7477 nucleotides long. RefSeq names its product SPG11 vesicle trafficking associated, spatacsin (gene Spg11). Lineage: Eukaryota; Metazoa; Chordata; Mammalia; Rodentia; Muridae. Bases 37 to 7386 code for a protein of 2449 amino acids. The transcript is spliced from 40 exons. Gene Ontology annotation, cellular component: cytoplasm; dendrite; synapse. The record is from RefSeq and is a predicted model, not a curated record. Gene Ontology annotation, biological process: chemical synaptic transmission; axon extension; axo-dendritic transport.